Leptosia nina is the source of this 3426-nucleotide messenger RNA. The record is from the annotation of a GenBank genome assembly. Lineage: Eukaryota; Metazoa; Arthropoda; Insecta; Lepidoptera; Pieridae.
AUGGUGGGCGUGGGCGUGGCGGAGGGUGGCGGCGCUGGCGGGGCGGGGGAAGGGUACUACGGCGAGUACUACCCGCCUGAGCCCUACUAUGUGCCGCCGGAGAUGUGUCCGCACCCACAGCAGCAUCCGCAGCACACGCACAUGUGCACCAUGCACGCUGAUUACAGUGGGAUGCCGGUGGUAACAUCAGCAGCGAUGAUGCCCCAACUUAUGCCGCCAGUGUUGGACGAGGGCAUGCGGCACUACUUGGUGCACCCGCACGCGCAGCACCACCACCAGCCGCACCAUCAACCUCACCAUCAGCCACCCCACCAUCAACCACCGCCCCACCAUCAGCCGCCCCAUCCAUAUGGCCCCACAAAUGGUGCCGGUGGUCCGCAGCACUUCUAUGGGCCAGGGUAUACCGCCCACUUUCAUCAUGUGCCGCCUCAUCAUAUGCAGCACUCACCACCUCCUCCCAUAUACCCUAAAGAUGAGAGGACUCAACGACAGUAUUCAAAGUUAAAACAAAAGUUAGAAAGGAAACAAAACAACAGGAAUAAUGGUACAGAAAUAAACUCGGGUGCUAGCACACCAUCAUUGUCACCUCGCAAAGAACUUAAUGGUCGCGGAGGUGGUAGUGGUGGGGCUUCAUCAGGCACAUGGUCCGAGGGUGAGGGCUCAUCUGCCGGUGCAUCAAUUCAGGGUGAUGAUGAGAAUGACACUCAAGCUUUACUAGACUUGCUCUCCGCUACGAGAACUCCUCAGGUCAGUGAUAUGACUCCAACUAGUGCUCUGGUGCAAUGGAACUCUCCAAUACCAGAAGGUGUCACUAUGCCUAAUGUGGAACUAACUUAUGACUUGCUCUUAGGAGACCGUGGCCGAUAUAAAGCCAUCUACAGCGGCCCUUCUCUGUCUUGCAGGGUAAGGGACUUGAGGCCUGGCUGUGAGUAUUCAGUGUGCUUACAAAUACGCGCUGGUGAGCUAAUAGGUGCGGCAAGUGAGGCGGCGACGUUCAGGGCGCCCCCAGCCCCACCUGACCGUCUACCGCCCGCACGUGUCACACAGAGGCAAAGGACGUCUCUUCUCCUACGUUGGCCCUCUAUCUCUGACAACGGAGCCCGAAUAACCCAUUACAUCCUUCAAAUGGACUCUGGAGAUGGCUUUGUGGAAAUCACCCGGCCCCGUACGCGACAACAUACGGUUAACAAUCUCAAACCACAAACCCGCUAUCAGUUCCGCAUUGCGGCUGUAAAUGAAUGUGGUCGAGGAGAAUGGAGCGAGGAGACCGUCGUAUGGACGGCCGGCUCUCCACCCCCUGCACCCGCGCCUCCUACUCUAUUAGACUCUACCACUACGACCCUGAAGCUAAACUGGGAACGUCGCGCCGAUGAAGAAUUCACCCUCCAAAUGGACGAUGCUAUUCGAGGACACGGAUUCCUCCCAGUUUACAGUGGUUCAGAAUGCACCUACAUUUGUGAAGGUUUGCGGCGGGCUACGGAUUAUCGAUUUCGACUACGCUGCGAGACGUCUGAUGGCCAAGGUCCGUGGUCAAUAGAAGUUACUUAUAAAACAUUGCCCGAGAGACCUGGACCGCCCGGUCGACCCGCGACCAAGGGUAAAGUGCACUCGCGGGCUUUUAGACUAAAAUGGGAUCCGCCGAGCGAAGACGGAGGUGCAACAAUAGAAUCUUACACCCUGGAGUUGGACGGCGGAGAAGGAUACAGAUGUGCGUAUCAAGGAACCGAACGUGAAGCGCAUUGUGAUCGAUUGUCACCUGGAACAUCGUAUCGAGCCAGAGUUCGGUGCGCUAAUGUCGCCGGAGAUAGCGACUGGUCGACAACGGAAGUCCUGUCCACGGAAGCGACGACCCCUAGCGUGUGCGAUGCCCCCGAACUGGUCACAGAACCCCGGGCCACUUUGGUCUCUGUGCGCUGGCGUCCCCCGGAAUGUACAGGGGGUUCCCCCAUAACUGAAUAUCGCGUCGAAUUAGCUGGUGACGAUGGUGUUGUCAGAUUGGCUCAUACCGGCCCGCAAUGCGAGUGUGUAGUAAGAGAUUUGACGCCUGGCUGCCAAUAUAGACUAUGGGUGACCGCAUGCAACACUGUAGGGGCCGGUCCACCAUCUGCAGCGCUCCGGUUCGCGACCAAGGCCGCGCCACCGGAUGCGCCGGAACCUCCAACUGCGACGAUAGAAAGUUCUCGAACGGCUUGCUUAGAAUGGAACCCUCCCAUCUCUAACGGAGCGCCCAUUAUUGACUACCACGUGGAAAUGAGUGGAGUCAACAUAGAUGAUUCUUUCACUCAAGUCUAUAGAGGCGCUGAGACAGCGUGCGUGGUAGAUAGGUUGACACCAUUUACGCCAUAUUUCUUUAGAGUUUGCGCAACGAAUUCCGCGGGUCGGGGGCCCUGGUCAGGCAUAAGAGACGCGUUGAUGCCUCGCGCACCCCCCGCUGCUCCCACUGGGAUCCGACACGAAUCCACUGCAGAGUCGCUUCAUUUGUUUUGGCGAGUCCCGGCUUCUCACGGCGCUGAGGUUUUAUCGUAUCGUGUCAAAGUGGGCGAGGAGGCUUUUGACUCUGAAGGACCCACACCAGAGCAGUUAGUGGAAGGUCUCGAACCAGAUACAGUAUACAGUGUGCGAGUGGCCGCCUUGAAUGAGCUGGGACUUGGAGAAUGGUCUGAAGAAGCGCGAGCGUCGACCAGGCCGAGGCCGCCUUCUCCUCCGCAUUUGAAGUGCGCUCAAGCGGCGCAUAAUUACAUACGAUUGGAAUGGUCAUCAGUGGUAGAAGGUGCUCAGUACUGCGUGGAAAUGCGUGCUCCAGACGCGCGAGAGUUCCGGCCAGUGUAUCGUGGUUCGGCGCGAUCGUGCAAGAUUAAGAAACUGCGUGAAGCGACGUCAUACUCCUUUAGGAUACGAGCGAGCGAGGAGCGUGGCGGGCGAGGACUUUGGUCUGAGCCUAUGGAGUGUGGAACAAUAGCUGCCCCUCCCCCCCGCGCCACAUCCCCCCGACUGUGCAGCUGGUCGCCCCGCGCUCGGCGCUAUUGGCUUGGGAAUCUAUGGAUGAUGCUGAAUUCGUGCUGCAGUGUGCCCGAGCCAAGGAUGCUGUAUUUAAACAAAUAUACUCCGGCGUGGAUACGCAGGGCUAACAAGCGCGUGGUCUGGUACUACACGAGUGAGCGUUCCAAGCGCACCGCCGGCUGUGCGCGUGCGCCGGGCGCGAGCGUCACGCAGUCUCACCCCACGGCAGGUGGCGCUAGUGAUGGCGGGCGGGUUCCUCUUGCUCGCCGUGCUAGUGGCUAUCCUGGUGCAGAGGUUGGUCGAACCGCGGCCGUGACGCGCGCUCGCGGCGGCGCGACCGAGAGCACUGGCUCUACUGUGACCCACUCGCCGCCGCUCACACUACACGACUGCCUUCAUUGCGGUGGACUGACUACUGCGAUGUAG